UGAAGUAGAUAACAACUUCGACGAUUUAAUCGAAGAAUUCGUCGCGGAUCCAACUGUAGAAUCGGACCAGAAAGAAUUGGAUGAUAUUAUGGCGUGCAGGGCUGAAGAUUUUUUUGAGAACACUAUUAGUAUAGAGUUGUCUGUUUACCAGUGUUUUAGGCAAGCACUUGAGUCCGGAAACAGUGAAGUUCUCCGUCAUGUGCUCGAACCUCAUCGACCUUUCGCAGGGAUUCUGAUGAUAUUCUGUCUACAUUUACCACAAGAAGGAAAAGAGUAAACAAGUGGUGCUGACAAUUCUCAAGGAAUACUUGAUAGAGAAUGGAUCAAUCGAUGUGGUUGGAUUUGUCAAGACUCAAGAAGUAUGAGUUAGAGGAGAGUUUUACUGCACUGACUACCUUGCAGCGUGGUUUGUUACUAGUGAUGUGCAUUUUUGUGAAGGCAGGGAAAGAUAAUGAACCUGUUAACAUUGUUGCAGAAGCUAUUCUAGAUGCUUAUGAUGCACAAGUAUGGGGAGAUGAAGCAUUCGAGACUCUAUAUCGUUUUUUGAGGUGUCCAGACAAGACUUUGAAGGCUGUGGGAUUGACCUUUGUAACUGCAUCCGCCAAGCUUUGCACAUAUAGAGCCAGACCAGAUUUGACAGCGGUGCUCUAUAAAAGCAGAAUUGUUGAAACUGUGAAGGAGAUGAACGAAUACCGGUUAACUAUUCAACGAUGUGCUAAAGCCCUUGAAGCAAUGCCGUUGCCAUCAGAGAGUUCGUCAUAAUUUUACUCGAAAUUGAUAGUACAUGGAAAUGGUUCGUUGUGGAAACUGUCCUUGGGUGCUAUAGCUGUGGAUACUUGGAAGUGUUAAGUGUAGAGAAACUUUGCUUUUUGGUAUAAAUUUUGGAGUUAUGAGCAUCUAUGUUAGUUGAUGUUCAUAACUGAGGUAGAAAAUUGAGGCUAGCUGAGUUUAGUAGUGUCUAUAGUAAGACUGUAAGAGUCAUAUAUAGAUGUUGGUAUAGUAUGACUAUUUGAUAAUUGUCUAAAUCAUGUCUAAUGUAGUAAGACUGUAAGAGUCAUAUAUAGUAAGACUGUAAGAGUCAUAUAUAGCCUGCUUAACAUUCUUAAUGUUGCUGGAUUCAAUAUCUUGCAUUA
Molecule: messenger RNA, 1133 nt
Organism: Chenopodium quinoa (quinoa)
Lineage: Eukaryota; Viridiplantae; Streptophyta; Magnoliopsida; Caryophyllales; Amaranthaceae
Exons: 2
Coding region: 319-762 (147 amino acids)
Source: RefSeq, a predicted model, not a curated record